Molecule: messenger RNA, 2515 nt
Organism: Glycine soja
Lineage: Eukaryota; Viridiplantae; Streptophyta; Magnoliopsida; Fabales; Fabaceae
Product: wall-associated receptor kinase-like 20
Exons: 1
Coding region: 85-1968 (627 amino acids)
Biological process (GO): protein phosphorylation
Molecular function (GO): ATP binding; polysaccharide binding; protein kinase activity
Source: RefSeq, a predicted model, not a curated record
AUAUUUAUUUGAUCGCGUAUCUAUGAGUUCAUAAGAUAUGUUUCUUCCCCUAAUUGUCCAUGCAAAAAUGAUUGCUGAACAAACAUGAGACACAGCUUCCAUUUUUGGUAUGCCUUUCUUCUUAUCCUUGUCCUUGGCCGCCACAUUUCUUCACUGAAGACUUGUCCAAACUGUGGCACUAUCCAAGUUCCAUACCCUUUGAGCACAGAUUCAACUUGUGGUGAUCAAAACUACAAGCUUCGUUGUGAUCCCCACUCUCAAAGGCUUUUGUUCGACACCCUCAACGGAAGUUCCUAUCUUGUUCUCAGAAUCAUGUCUUCAAACCAACGCAUGGUGGUUCAGCCAUCACCUUGGUUACCAGGUUCGUGUGUCACACAAGACAUGCCAAGAAGCAAUGGUAUAUGGUUAAAUCAAUCACUCCCUUUCAACAUAACUUCAUCCAACACAGUGUUCCUCUUUAACUGUUCCCCUCGCCUCUUGGUUUCUCCACUUAACUGUACUUCUUCUAGUAUUUGCCAUCGUUAUUUGGAGAAUUCAGGCCAUGUUGACACAAAACUAUCAUUAGAGUGUGCAAGUGGUCUUCACCCUUGUUGCACUUUUCUAGCUGGAGGGAUACCUUCAGCUUACAGGAUCCGGCUUCAUGAUUCUGGUUGCAAAGCAUUCAGAAGCAUAAUUCACUUGAACCAAGACAAGCCUCCGAAUCAGUGGGAGGAAGGUCUUGAAAUUCAAUGGUCUCCUCCACCUGAACCAGUGUGCAAGAAUCAAAGGGAUUGCUCUGAAGACUCUAAGUGUUCCCCUACUAAUAGAAAUGGCCUAUUUCGAUGUCUUUGUAAUGGGGGACACGUUUGGAACCCUUUUGAAGCAACCUGUGUGAGGUAUGAGAGAAAAUCCAAAUGGAAAACCAGCUUGGUUGUCUCAAUAGGGGUUGUUGUUACUUUUUUCUCCCUUGCUGUGGUUCUUACCAUCAUCAAAAAGUCCUGCAAACUCUCUAACUAUAAAGAGAAUCAGGCCAAGGACGAAAGAGAAGAGAAGCUGAAAUCAAGUGCUAUGGAGAAGCCUUGUAGGAUGUUUCAACUGAAAGAGGUGAAGAAAGCAACAAACGGCUUUUCACACGAGAGGUUCUUGGGGAGUGGUGGAUUUGGGGAAGUUUUCAAAGGUGAAUUACAAGAUGGAACAUUGGUGGCUGUGAAAAAAGCUAGAGUGGGAAACCUGAAAAGCACCCAGCAAGUGCUUAAUGAGGCCGCAAUACUUUCUCAAGUGAAUCACAAGAACCUAGUCAGGCUCUUGGGGUGUUGUGUGGAAUCUGAGCUUCCACUUAUGAUCUAUGAGUAUAUCUCAAAUGGGACCCUCUAUGACCAUCUUCAUGGUAGGUAUUGUUCCAACUUUCUAGAUUGGAAAACAAGGCUCAAAGUUGCUUUUCAAACUGCAGAAGCAUUGGCUUACUUGCAUUCUGCUGCACACACUCCAAUCUACCAUAGAGAUGUUAAGUCAACAAACAUACUAUUGGAUGAUGAAUUCAAUGCAAAGGUCUCAGAUUUUGGACUCUCAAGAUUGGCUAGCCCUGGAUUGAGUCACGUGUCAACAUGUGCUCAGGGAACUUUAGGGUACUUGGAUCCUGAAUACUACCGCAACUACCAGUUAACAGAUAAAAGUGAUGUUUAUAGUUAUGGGGUUGUGUUGCUAGAACUUUUGACAUCACAGAAAGCGAUUGACUUCAAUCGUGAUCAAGAUGAUGUCAACCUAGCAAUUCAUGUGAACCAACAUGCCAGCAAUGGUACAAUCAUGGAAGUGAUGGAUCAAAGGCUUCUUAUUUCCCUGGAGACUUUGGGGGAUAAAAUGUUCACAAGCAUAAAACUCUUUUUGGAGCUUGCACUUGAAUGUCUAAGGGAGAAGAAAGGUGAAAGGCCUAAUAUGAGGGAUAUUGUUCAACGCCUACUAUGCAUAAUUAGGAUUGUAGAACAAGAGUGAAUUAAUUAGUGUACACAUGUAGCUUUUGUUUGAUUAUAAAUGAAGUGUGUAAUAGUUAGCUUAUAGUUAGUAUUUAAUUAAUGGUGCAAAACUUAAAAGCUGUAUUGAUAUUGAAACUUGGUAGUGGCAAUGGGAUCUUUGAUAUAGAUAGUGAUUAGCCCACUGAGAAAGGAGGUAAAGUGAUUCCAAAACUGGAUUUAUUGGGGUUGAGAAGAACUGGGUCGGAAUCAGAUGCUUUCAAUCUGUCGAAAGUAUGAACUGUUAUCAAAAGUAGUAUAUGCAGUUGUUAGAAUCUUUGAGAAUGAAUUUGUUUCUCGUCCAAAGUCAUCUUCCUUUUACAAGUUAGGAAAGCAUUUUCAAUUAGACUUUGAAAUGGAAAUUCAAUUUGGUUAUACUAGGAAAGCAUCAUUAAAAGGUAAUGAUUUUUCUAAUCCACAAAGGAUUAUAUGCGAUCUUUUUCCUAAUAUAGGGCCUCAAGUUGAUAAUCCACUCUUCCCCCCCUCCACUAAUUAUCCGCACUAUAGAAACGUUAUUUGCAUAUAUUUUC